AUGGCCUCAAUCCCGGAUGAAAUGCGGACUUUCGUGGCAGAGAUGGUCAGCAAUGCAGGAUCAGGCCACCCAGGAAGUGCCAUGAGCCUCUCCACGCUCAUGCACACCCUUUUCUGCAAGACCCUGAAAAUCACAAAUCUAUCCCCAAAGUGGCCAAACAGAGACAUCUUUAUUCUUUCAAACGGGCACACCUGCUCUAUUUUGUACGUUUGCUUGUACCUGAAAAAGUUUAUCAAAAGAUCAGAUCUUCUCAAACUGAGGAAAAUAAACAGUAUCACGCCAGGGCAUCCCGAAUUCAGCCCCUUCAUAGAAGCAACAACAGGUCCCCUCGGGCAGGGCGUUUCCCACGCCGUAGGAUACGGAAUUGCCUUGAAGAAGAUGGAAGUUCACAAUACAAGCGAGUUUUCCCCUUUCACAAACCGGGUCUUUUGCGUCCUGGGGGAUGGGUGCUUGCAGGAAGGAAUUGCCAUGGAAGCCCUUUCUCUUGCAGGGCAUUUGCGCCUGAAUAACCUCGUUUUCAUAUACGACAGCAACAAAAUAACGAUCGAUGGCCCUGUGGGAUUGGCUUUUUCUGAGAAUGUAAAAGCAAAAAUGCUUGCCCUGGGAUUUUCCGUUAGAGAAGCCCACUUUGAAAAUGGCCCUGAAAUUGAAAGGGCCUUCCUCAGGGCAGAUCGCCCGAUUUUCCUGAUUCUUCACUCCGUGAUAGGAUUUGGCUCUGAAAAGGCAGGGAGUUCUUCCCUCCACGGGUCUCCGCUGGGCCCUGAAGACCUCGAAAAACUUCGGGAAAAAACCGGCGGAAAACGGCUUUUCUUUUCCUCUGCCGCCAGGAGGGCGUAUUCCCGCAGGAAUUCCCGCGUGGAUGCUGAAUUCCUGCAGUGGACCCAGGGGAUGUCUCGUUUCCGGCAGGAGUUCCCAAAGGCCUUCUCGGAAAUGGGGGUUCUCACGCGCGCGGAAAUCGAGGGAAAACCUGAAAUUUCAGAUAAAAUUUUCAAAAGAUCAGAAACUGAUUUAAACCCAGGAAAAAAAUCAGGCACCCCCGAUAAAGAACCAGGAAACCUCCAUAGUAUUCCCGCACACGAGGAAUUCCUUGUGAGCACGCUCUCCCCGGAGGACGCCUUCCGGGAAGCCCUCCUGCAGGAAAUAGAGGCGCAAACGUACAAAAAGUCCGCUCUUUUCCCGCACCGGGCCUCCCUAAGAAAGGUUUUCCAGGAAAUCCUCGCAGUCUUUUCGAAGGACCCCUCCCUUUUCGGAGCUUCCGCUGACCUUGCAGAGUCCACAUGCGUUCUCACGCAGGAAACCUCCCCAAUCACACCUGAAAAUUUUUCAGGUAACUUUUUAAACUGCGGCAUCAGAGAGCAUGCAAUGUUCGGAACUUCAUGCGGAAUCUCCUUCUACGGAAGAAAUCGCGUCUUUGCAAGCACUUUCCUGAACUUCCUCACAUACGCAUUCCCUGCCCUGAGAAUUGCAGCACUUUCUUCAGUCCCUGUAACCGCCAUUUGCACGCACGAUUCCGUGGCCCUAGGAGGAGACGGACCCACGCACCAGCCCGUGGAAGUUUUGGCUCUUCUCAGGGCCACGCCAAAUCUAGCCGUUUUCCGGCCUGGAACCCGGCGAGAGGCUGAAACUGCAGGAAUUUACGCCUUCCUCCACGCAAAACGGCCUUGCGUGAUAGUUUUGUCGCGCCAGGAGAUAAAUUUUCAGGAAGAAUUGGAAAAGUUUGAGCUCUCAGAAUGUGCAAGGGGGGGAUACGUGGUGAGCGAUUAUGGCGAAGAAAGUGCCCCUGAAAAGACACUAUUAGUGUGCACGGGCUCAGAGGUGAGUUUGUGCUUUGAAGCGAAGAAACUUUUGGUUUCCCGCGGGUGCUGUGUCCGCAUAGUCUCUCUCGUCUCCUUCGAGCUCUUCGAGGAGCAGGAAAAGGCGUACCGGAAAGAGGUCUUGCAGGGAGACAUUUCCGUCUCUGUGGAGGCACUUUCCACGUUCGGAUGGAGCAAAUAUGCAGAGCAUCACAUUGGCGUAGACAGCUUCGGGAAGAGCGGAAACGGGGAGAGCGUAUACGCACACUUCGGGUUUACGCCAGAGAAGAUCUGCGAGCAAGUACUUGCGAUAGUGCAUGCCUCCAGAGAGGGCAGGAAAUAA
Molecule: messenger RNA, 2136 nt
Organism: Nematocida major
Lineage: Eukaryota; Fungi; Microsporidia
Product: transketolase
Exons: 1
Coding region: 1-2136 (711 amino acids)
Biological process (GO): pentose-phosphate shunt
Cellular component (GO): cytosol
Molecular function (GO): transketolase activity
Source: RefSeq, a predicted model, not a curated record